Liolophura sinensis is the source of this 5221-nucleotide messenger RNA. RefSeq names its product poly(ADP-ribose) glycohydrolase-like. Bases 55 to 2199 code for a protein of 714 amino acids. Gene Ontology annotation, biological process: regulation of DNA repair; nucleotide-sugar metabolic process; carbohydrate metabolic process. The record is from RefSeq and is a predicted model, not a curated record. NCBI's taxonomy places the organism in Eukaryota, Metazoa, Mollusca, Polyplacophora, Chitonida, Chitonidae. The transcript has 20 exons. Gene Ontology annotation, cellular component: nucleus; cytoplasm. Gene Ontology annotation, molecular function: poly(ADP-ribose) glycohydrolase activity.
GCUUAUUUAUUGGGUGUUGAGUUGUUUGGCUGCGUUUUCAGAAUACAGAAAAGAAUGACAGAGCCUCCUUCGAAACGACUCAAGCAAAGAAGUUUGACCGAGUUUGCUUUCACUAGCGGAUCAAAGCUGAAGAUCCAAGUGCAAGCUGCAAAAUUCUCAAAGAAACAGGACAUACCAGUUAUUACAAUAUCAGAUAAUCAAAGUGAAGACAAAGAACAGUCAACUGAUGACAAAAUGGCUGCUCAUGAAUCGACUGGAAAAAAGUUAGAUGCAAAAGAGGAUUGCAAAGAGGACAGUGAGCUUCUAAAUAUGUACAAAAAUGUCAAUGCAACAAUUGACACCAAAUCCUCUCAGCCAGGCCAAUCUGACAUGUCAAGCAUUGUGGGGCGUAAAAGGCUAAACAGUGACAUAUUAUCAACUCCACCAAAUACUAGUUCUGGUGUCUCCGAAUCAACUACAGAUAAGUCAAACUCCAAAACAAAUAGCAAUGAAAAAGGUACUGAUGAAACUCAAAGCUAUGGGAUGUCACCAGAUCUUUUCUCAGAUUCUGAACAAUUUGCUGAAGACUCUCAGGAGCAAGAAGAUGUCAUAUAUAUACCUCCAAGUGAACACACUGAAGCGCUGGGAUUGCCUAUAAAAGAACUAAAGACAACUCUGACCUGUUCAUUAAAGUUGCCGCCUCUGAAUGCCAGCUCUUCACACACAGUGUUGUUUCGUGUUCCUUACAGUUUCGGAUUCUAUAAACUUCGACCCUACCCAGAUCACUGGACAGAUAAGUGGGAUAAUGACCAUGUCAGGAUGCCCUGCUCACGUGAGAAUGAAUACCCAGUGCAUGGGCAGGUAAGACAGCGGUGGGACCUAAUCGAAAAGGCAUUGAAAGGUGACUUGGGUAAUCCAUUUAAACUUGAGCACGCCAUUCUGUCCUACAACACCAGGUACUCAAACAAAUGGGAUUUCUAUGCUCUUGAGAGAGUCUUCUCAGAGUUCUGCUAUGAGAGAAGAGAGAAAUUUUUCAAGACAACUGUGAAGAAAAUGGCAAUGCUGGCUUUAAGACUACCCAAUAUCUGCACUCAGCCCAUUCCAAUGCUGAAGAAAGGCAAGACGCACAGUAUUACACUCAGUCAGCUACAGAUAUCCUGUUUGUUAGCCAAUGCUUUCUUCUGUACCUUCCCCCGACGUAACGCUCAUGGGAGGAACUCCGAGUAUAGCUCUUACCCAGAUAUUAACUUCAACAGUCUGUUUGCAGGACAUUCAUCAAGGAAAGUUGAGAAACUAAAAUGUAUUCUCGCCUAUUUCACCCGGGUCACAGACUGUGAGCCAGAUGGAACAGUGACAUUUACCCGUCAGGCAUUACAGCAUUUACCUGACUGGGCUGAAUCCCGCACACAGCUGACAAAGCUACACGUGGCCACUGAUAAGAAGAUAGAAGAUGAUGGGGAGGGGAUGCUACAGGUAGACUUUGCUAACAAGUUCAUUGGGGGUGGGGCUCUGUCCCGUGGUCUUGUCCAGGAGGAAAUUCGCUUCAUGAUCUGCCCAGAGAUGAUCGUGUCCCGACUCUUCACGGAGGUGCUGGAGAAAAACGAGUGUCUCAUCAUGACAGGUUGUGAGCGUUACAGUAACUACACUGGUUACUCAGACAGCUUCAGUUGGAGCAGUGACCACAUUGACCAGACAGAAAGAGAUGAAUGGGGUCGUCGUAGAACUGAGGUAGUUGCCAUAGAUGCCAUGGUGAUACGAAAUUACAGUGACCAGUUCAAGGCCUGGUGCGUGAAGCGGGAAAUGGACAAGGCAUACUGUGGAUUUUACAAUCCCCACAUCCCUGCAAGUUCCCGAUCAGCAGUGUGCACAGGAAACUGGGGCUGUGGAGCUUUCGGCGGAGAGAAACAAUUGAAAGCACUUAUCCAGCUCAUGGCUGCAGCAGAAGCAGGAAGAGAUGUCUGCUACUUCACAUUUCAUGAUGUUGAACUUCAGAAGGAACUUUUUGAAAUCCAUAGUUUUCUCAAGGAAGACAAGAACCACUGCAUAGGAGGUAUACUGAAAAUCAUCUCGCAGUACUACAUCAACGUGUGUCAAAACUGUCGCGGCCACCCUGAGAUAUCCCUGUUUGAAUACAUACGCAUGGUUGUUGAAGAAAACAUGUCCAACAAAGGGGAACUUUCAGAGCAAGGCAGCUUUGACUAUAAGGCUAACACACCAUAAAACAGUUUUUGACCAUAAAUAUUCAUGUAUGUCUGUGGAUUGUCUACUUCCGAUAUAACAGAAGUGACUGUGAUAUAACUGGAGAUUGACAGCUCUGUUAGUUAUGCUUUUAAAUAUGUUCUCUGAAUAUUUAUUGGUGGCAAUUGUACUUUUAAGGUACAUGUAAUGCACACACUUGCAUACCAAACCAAAUCUGUGUUGUCCUCUUAAUCUUUAAAUUUAUGGAUUAGUUUGGAAGAGAAAUGGAUUGGUGCUCAAGUCUGCUCACCAGUACUGCUGUCAUAUCACAUAUGGUAUUACUAGGGGAUAUUUUGUUUACAUUUCAUUACAAAAUUUAGAAUAAGCAACAUGAGGAAGUCCGCGUGCAAUCUUUUUGCUGUUAGUGACUGUGUAGCUGGUAUAUCAAGUCUCGGUGUAUUUGUUUAUUUUUUAGUUGUAUAUAGUCACUUAUUUGACAUACUGUAUUUCUUGAACCUUUUCACACUUUUGCAAGUUGUUUAUUUAAGCAUAUUCUGACUGCAGUAUGCAAUGUAUCCCUGAACUUUGCCCAACUAACCGGUUAAAAAUGUGCAUAUAUAGCACUGAAAGUUGCUCUUUUAUAUGCAAAAAGGUUGAGGAAUUAGGGUAGUAGGGGAUAUUUUACACUUCGUUACAAGAUUUAGGUUAAGCAAUAUGAGCAAGUCCUUGUAGAAUCUUUUUGGCUGUUACUAGCUGUGUGACUGGUACAUUAAGUCUCAGAUUAUUUGUUUAUCUUUAGUUGUAUAUAGUAGCAAGGUAAUAAAAAUACAGAAGUAAGGUGUCAUUGUUGCAUUUGGGACGUAAAUGAUGAUGUGAGACUUUAAGUGGUGAAUAAAGACAGCAGUAUUUUUAUUAUCUCAUGUCUGAUGCAUUAUAUGCUGGAAGACUAUCAUUUAUUUAAUAUUAUUUAAGUUAAUGACUAAGACUUCACAAAAUAAAUAUUCAGCCAUUUUGUAUGACAUGCGUUUGUUACCUGAGUAAUCUCUACUGUUCCGUCUUAAUUAUCCAAUAUACAUUCACAGUUUAUAGCAGAUUCAAUAUUUGUCCAAAGUUUAUUCGAUGGGUGCUUUUCUUGUGCAAAGGAAAUGUUCGGUAUCAUCUACAUCAUUUUUUACAGAAGAAUUGUGUGCCAUUAUAAUUCAUGAUAACUGAAUUUUAAGUAUUUAUUUUAUGUUUCUGGGGUAUCUUCUUGCAUCUUUUAAUGUGAAAUAUAAAGUUAAAAGGCACCCCAAGAGUCCAAUCUUCCAACCUAUUUAUUUGAAUGGUGUUUUACGCUGUACUCAAGAAGAUUUCACUUAUAUGGUGGCGACCAUCAUUGUUGUGGGAGGAAACUGUGCAGAGCCUGGGGGAAACUCAACCAACUGCAGGUUGCUGUCAGUCCUUCACUAGUUGCAGUACGUAUUUCUCUACUUGAUUGGUCGUGAGCUGAAGGCCAACCCAUGCACCCAAAAAAUCCAAUCCGUGGAGAACAGUAUUUGUGUGUGUGUGUGUUAAGUUGCUGACAGAACAGCGGCUGGAAGACAAAGGGAGAGCCAAAUAAAAACUGGAAUAAAAUAACCCUCCUUUGGCAGAGGUUAUAAUUUAUUCCUUUUUAGAAGAAGAAGCUUGUGAAAUGGACACCAAAAAUACAUCAAACUCCCUUAUGGUGAUCUUACUUUAAAGUAUGGGUCAUCAUGGCAGAUAAAACCCUAACCAGCUGGAUGUAACCUAAUCUACCCAAGUCAGUUCAAUCCUCCUGUGUGUCUAUCUGUCUUAACAGUGUGUACAGAGUGGCCUAGUUCAUUAUCAAAGUCGUAACUACAAUAUGUAGAUACAUUUACAUCAUGUUAUGAAUUAUUUACAACACAAGUAUUAGCUUUAAUAUAUUGUUCCAUUCUGCAUACACACUUUAUUUCAAACCAUAUUUAUUUAUUUAUUUAUUUGAUUGAUGUUUUAUGCUGUACUCAAGAAUAUUUCAUUUAUACCACGGCGGCAGAGCCCUGGGGAAUCAAACCAUAUAGAUGAUACCAUAUGACUUUUAGUACAGGUGCUUAUGAUGACAUUUAGUGUAUUAAUGUGCAAGAUGAGUAAAAGAACCAUGAAAAGAAAACCAUUUGUUGAUUACGUUUUAUUAUAAGACAAUAAAUAGCAACCCAUAAACAUUCUUUUACACUUAGAGAUUUACUGUGUAUAAUAUUUAUAUAUGUCUGUAGAUCUUUUGAUGGAGGUUGGCUCCUACAUGUAUAUCCAUUUAUUAUGUACAUGGGGCCUUUUUCACUUUAAACACUCAGUGCUACAUGUAUGUGAUGUGCAGAUGGUAUGUGUCUUCUAUACAUAAUUUAAUUUUCAGGUUCUAGGUCUGUGUGAAUUUCUGCUAUUCCUAGGUUUUGGAUAUGUGUACUUAAUCAUUCUGUAUUUCUUUUUUCAUGUAGCAAUACUUACCUCAUUACAUAAACUCUUUCAAUGAGGACAAAUAUUAAUCAUAACAUUAGUGGCUUAAUAAUAUAGUCGGUUUAAUGUGCGUUAUGAUACUUGCGUUAAUGUGCGUUAAGGCAACUGAUCCAAUAUCUUUUCAACUAAGUUGAUUUUUAUGGGUACUUGAGAAGUAAAACUUUCAACCAAAUUUUUAAAUUACAUGUAUAAAUGAAUUUCUGAUUUAUUUCUUAAACUGUUUGCUAAUAAAUUGAAGUUUGUAAUGUGUGAGAAACACUGGAAAGUCAUUAGUUGUACAUGUAAACAUUCAAAUUCUGUACGUUUUAGUUGAACUUUUAUUCUUACUCAUGUUAUAAUUGGUAUAAAGUACUAUUACUAAUAUUGUUGUUCCUUCCGAUGUAGAACUACGCUUCCUGCUAACCCACUUCCUCUCACUCCUUUCCCCAAGAGAAAGUCCACAAAUACAAGUUGCUUCAUACAAAAGCAUUUCCACUUUGUGUUUUCUUGUAUGUCUCCCUAAUUUCAGCAGUCUGUGUCAGAAUGUAUGACAGUGCACAUGUACAUUGUUUAGGAGUCUCAGACAAACAAUAUC